This is a messenger RNA of Cydia splendana, 9080 nucleotides long. RefSeq lists its product as uncharacterized. The coding region runs from base 415 to 5091 and encodes 1558 amino acids. NCBI's taxonomy places the organism in Eukaryota, Metazoa, Arthropoda, Insecta, Lepidoptera, Tortricidae. The transcript has 6 exons. The record is from RefSeq and is a predicted model, not a curated record.
UUGAUUUUCUUUAUCUGUGGGAUGAAAGACCUGAACGAAUGAAUGAAUGACUUAAAAGGGAUAAUAGAAUACUGAUAACGUGUCCCAACAAACUCAGUAAUAUUAUUAAUGGUAUAUGUUAUGUGAUAAAAAUAAAACAAAUUGUAAAUUGUUCAUAGUGAUAAAGCAUUAUAAUAUCCAUUAACAGUGCAAAAACUCAAACAGUUCAAAAGAUACUUUCCGAUGUAAUUGAGUGUCAAGUUCAAGUCAAGUUGUUCUAUUAGGUGUUUGCAGCCAUUUUGAAAAUGGUAUUCAUCCGUGAUGAAUGAUAAAAUGCCUAAAAGCUGUUGGUAAUAGAGUUCCUGAAUGGCCGCGCAGGCCGCGGUGCAGUGGGCAAUUUAUUAUGGAAUUAUAAUAACGGUUUAGUUGCUGAAAAUGGAACAAGAACCUCAAGUGUUUUCUUCAAAUAUAACACGAAGUUCAAAACCGUUGAAAAAUGAUCUCACUGAUCUCUUAAAAGUUACUCCCGCUCAGCCUAUUGAGCAAAAAAAAUACGAGAAAAGGAAUACUUGCAAUUUUAUACCGAAAACUGGUAAAACUUAUGAACCAAAGAGAAAAUCAAAAUUUAAGGUUAGUACUGUAAGAGACGUUAGACACUUGUUUGAAAAGGAUGUCUACUCUACCUUACUGAUUGAUUUGGAGAAACAGCAAAAUGUUUUACUGCGAAAAAUUAAAGCUGGUUCCGCUAGAGAUGAAAAUACCAAAACGAUUACUAGAAAUAUUUUAAAAUCCGAUAAACCGGUGUCAAGAUCCGCGUGGCAAAUGUUAACAAAUCUAAACCCAGAAGAAUAUGCCCACCCUACUCAGUUUGUUUUGUGGAACGGUAAACGCAUUCGGGUCAACGGAAGCAGAGGAGGAUCGUGUAAAUUCUUGUGUAAAUACGAUCUAGCAAUGAGACAAUUCCCGAAAAAAGUAAAAUUCUCAUUAAUACGUAAACCUGUGCUAAAGAAGAAAGGUUUACUGCAAAACUCUUUGAGUGUAAAUUUUAAACCUGGGCCACUCAGAAAAAAGAUAUUUCUUGAUCAUUCCUAUCAAAAAUAUCAUGUUGGCGGGAUAGAGUUACAGAAUUUACCAAAACCUGCUCUUGAGAUUAAUCCAACCGUGGGGAAAACCAUAGAUCCCACGAUAUCCCAUUAUCUCCAAAACAUGCGUGAGGAAGAUGGAACAAUAACUGAGAAAUGGGCUGAGUUUUCAGUUUCCGUUUUGGCUACUGUGAAAAAUGAAAUUGUAACGCAAAUCGAAAGUGAAUGUUGUGUAACAUUCGAUCUCAAUUAUAAACGCGACCAACAACAAAUAUUAAUGCGCCGUGAUGUAAAUAAUGAGUUUAUGCCGUCACCGCUCGCUAAGAUUCUAGACGAUAGCCAUUGUUACACACAUCAGGAUUCAGUUGUAACAUCUGAAUUACAAAGUUUACUUAAUAAAAUUAUAGAUUCUGUAGAAAUCAGCUUAGAACAAGACAAUAUGUACACCGGUGAAGAUGAGCCCCGAGAUGUAAAAUCAGAGAAAACUGCAAACGUUACAACUGUUAUUCAACCUAAAGAAACCCGACUGAAACGUAAAUGUGGUGAACUAGAAAGAUUGGAUGUAACCAUUAUAAGAUUAACAGAAAAUAAUGAUAAUACAUCUCAUACGUGCCCUAAAGCAUGCUGUAGUAUGGGUUGUGUUUGCUCAUCAUUGGAGUGUGGCUACAAUUUUAAAACGCACUGUGGCCGAACAGAAUGUAUGUUUGAAUGUAAAUGUGAUUUCUCAAAGUACAAAGUAGUUGAUUCAUUUGAACGUGAUUGUUCUAAUUUAUUGCCUGGUUUGCUCAAAUUAGACACUGAAAUGAGUUCAAAACUGGCUAAGGAGGAACAAAAAUUCCAUCACACUGUAAUUGUUACACCUGAAAACAGUAUGUUGUUAAAAUCUAAACGCAGAGAUUGGAAAUCUUCAAGAAAAUACGCGGAGUUCUUUAGUAACAUGUCCCUAAAAAGUGAGUACAAACCCGAAAAAGUAGCAGAACUUGUAAUCGAAAAACUUAAUUUGCCAAAUGUGGAACCAUGGUGUAUGGUCCAUGGUUUAUAUAAAUGUUUUUGUAAAUGUAUAUUCACUGAAAAUUCACUCCCCGAAGUAAAAACCGACGAGGUUAAAGAAAUUAAUGGUGUUAACCAACACAACGACAGCAUAGAUCUAACUGAUGAUGUGGAAAAACCUAAUUUAAGAAGCAGUAGGGCGCGUAUGCCUUCUCAUAGAAAUAUAUAUGUCAAAAAUCCUGUGAAAGACAAACCAAUUGAAAGCUUGCAAACAGAUUGCGCUGAGGUAGUUGUGCCUCAUUGGUAUUCUAGAAGCGCAAGAGUAAAAGCCUUUACAGGGCGAAAAUUCUCAGAUGGAUAUUAUUUUAAUGCAAACAGAAAAAUCUCGGAAAUGGAACAGCACGAUAAAUCACUUCGCAAAAGAUUAGAAUAUCUUUAUCAUGCCAGUACAAGUAACCAAGGACAGUUAAAUUCGAGUAAAGUUAUGGAAUCCGUACCAACUCCUUCAACUCCUUUGCCAACAAAAUCAGUACCUACUGGAUCCCUACCUGCCACCCUACCUCCAUUGCCACCGCUAACAUCAGCCCCGACUAUUAAACCAACCAAUACAACUGAAAAGGCCUUAAAUACAAAAAUAAACUUGUAUACAAAUCGAUUGCCAGACAAGAAAAAAUUAGUUGCAUGGUUAGAAGUGAGCUACAAACAGUACAAACAACGCAUCAAUAGCGGAAUUGUGAAAAUCUCGCUUGAACCACCACAUCUUGGAAAAAUGGCUCUCUAUCCAUGGGAGUUUAUUUUAGGUAGAUACCGAGAUAGAAAAAAUCUGUUUUUGAUUACAACUAAACUGCCUUAUCGCUUAUCCAUGGCAGUAGAUCCACAAAAUCCAUUCUUCAGGCAUUGCAUAAAUAUAAAUGAUAUCCGCUUUGCCGAUUUACCCAAAUAUCCAGUGACUGUUAAAAAUUUGCUUGCGAAUGCAAAUGAUCUAAAAGACAACUUUUGCAUAUUAUGGGGCUUAUCACAUUGUUGGGAAUUAAUUGGUUCUGUCACUAAAGUGUGUAAUCAGGAAGGAGUCAAUGAAAGUAUCCAAUUGAGUGACGAAACUGACGAGGAAUUAAAAAAUAACACUCCGGAAGUGUUGAGUGAUUCUGUCCGCAAUGAUUCGGACGAUUCUAACGCUACGGUUAUAUCACUCGGCCAAUAUCGUGACGAAGAAAAUACGAGCUCAGAUAAAACAAUUGACGAAAAUCAUGAUACGUCAUCAGAUGACUCUUCUAGGUGGUUUGUGAUGACUGUAGAAAAUGACUUUGAGGAGAUUCAAUUUUACAAUAAAGGAUUUUUUGUAAAAUUGGAAAGUAUAAUUAAGGCAAUUGAUGUAGCACGUGCUUCAAAGAAAACAGUACGGUUAUCUUCUCAAAAAUGCGCAGACAAUAGCACUGGCCCACAAUUUGGGAUAUAUGCUAUACCAAACGAAAAUGAGCCGUGCGUGUUUGUUGGUCCGUACGAAAAAGGCGAACCACUUGGUAUAGAGACUGUAAAAAAUAUGUCCGAUAUUCGUAAACAAAGGAGAACCAAAGGCGUAUGGAUUACAACGAAAAAACUCGAAAACUUUAACGUUAUUGACAAUCCCUUGUCAUUCAUGCCGUCAAGAAAUAGUUCAGAGGCUGAAAUGAUGACGCUUGCUGGAGAUUCCGCGAAUACUGAAAAAGGUACUGAUAGUUUUGUAGCAAUGUUAAAAGGCGAUAAUAAACUCACAGGCCAAAAUACAGUAAAACAAGGUUCAACUGAAACUCAUAACUCAAAAAUCUUAAAACCUAUUAAAAUUUGCAAGACUAACAGUUUUUAUCAACUUGCGCCAAAUGGAACUCUAAAACAAAUAUCUCCGCAACACAGCAAUGAACAGAGUCAAGUAUGUAUUCCUACUACGAUUCAACCAAGGGUGCUCAGCGCUCAAGUAUGUGCUCCUACUAGUAUUCAACCUAAGGUGAUAAACGCGUCCCUUUUAAAACGGUCUGACUCAAGCUACGCUCCUUUAUUAAAGACUUCUUCAAUGCUGAAGAGUAUACCCAAACCUACUAUAUGUCACAUCAGAAGAAAAAUUGUUACAGUUCACAAAAGACCAGUCGCUGAAAUUGCGCCUCAAGUGAAACAAUCCAAUAGUCCAAAGAUUGCAGUAGCACCAAGCUCAAAGGAUGAGUCUACAAAAAAAGAAAAAGGCAUGUUUAUUCUCAAACCCGAAGAAAUAAAUAAGAGACUAAUGCAGAGUCAAGUGCCCACGAAUUUAGAGCAUUUAAAUGCACGCCAAUCUGGAUCUGAUACUGGGACAGACGCCGAAUUGGAAAUGGAUAUAGAAAGUUUUCUAGCCACUGCAGAAGAAUGUGAAGCUCCAAAUGAUAAUGUUUUAAUUAUUUCUGAUGAUGAAAUGGAUGGGGGUAGAGGACGGAUACAUUUGAAAGAUGUGUGGAUCGAAUGUAAAUCUAUAGAAGGCUUAGGUUGGAUACGAGGAAGAAAAAACAAUCAAGGCUCCGUGAGUUUUGAGUUUCCUGGAUUCAACUACACAGAAUUCUACAAGCAAGAGGAAGCAUUCACUAAGCUCACUCAAGUUUUAUCAAGAAAAAUCUACAUACCUAAAUCUAUACAUUUGGAAUGGCAUGUAGUAGAAAUAGAAAAGGACCUACGUGCCACGCGUAUGCUAACACAAGAGGAAUUGGGUCCUGAUUUUGUUAUGACUAAACGAGGCAUACAACACAAACAGGGACUGUUACUCGGUAAGCUAUUAAAGAAAGAAAUCGCAGACGACAGCGGAGACAGUAACCCGAGAACUGAGAACGACGUUAGCGACGCUUCUGAUAACGAGGAGGAGCCCAUGGACAUCGCGAGCCUAGAAGCGGCGAGCCAACAAUUAGAACAGGAAGGCGAGGAAUUAUUAAAGACGUUCAAAAGCAGCGCCAGCCACGCCGGUAUUGACCAAGGUCUGACGGAGCUGGAUGGCAUGCGCGAAGAGAUCGCUGCGAGACUUCAGAGCAUGGUGGCUGACACUUAGGAGGAAUGUGGCCGACCGCGCGCGACCGCUUCUCUAUACAAAUGUAGUCCCCAUUUUCCUCUCUGAAUGUUAACAUAAUACCUAUAACAAAUCUAAAAAAGACAUACCUAAAUCAAAUUGUGUAUAAAUAUUUUCCAUAAUUUCAAUAGGUAACGGGAAUCACAUUUGUAUGAAGAAGCGGUAGUCGGCUGUCCUUUUAAUGUUGCAUGUUUCCCUAGCCUGUCAUAUUAUUAUUGUAGAGUUAGAGAACCCAACUCAGGUUUGAAAGACUGCGCUUAUUAAAUAUUUCCGAGAGUCACGCCCUUUUUAAAGCGCGGUACGGAUUUUAGUAUCUUCAUAAAACCCAAGUCUAAGCUUAAAUAACUGGAGUACAAAAAACAGAAUCGAUUAAUAAUGACGAUGAUGCCAAAUACUACCUACAUUUAGCGUUAGAACCGUAGAGUACAGAUAUAUGUAGUGCAUAAUUAUUUUCCAUCGUAUUUUCACGGCAAAAACACGUAAGUACAAAAAGUACCUACUGAGGCUGAUUGAAGUAGCAUAACAAAUACGAAAGUUUCCGAGAAAAUACAAAGGAAAACAAUUAUGCACUACAUAUGUAGGUAUUUUCGUGGCUACAACAAUAGUGGCUAGUGGCUAAGGUGUUCCAAGCCACUUUAUCUACUUAUGCCGCUGAUUGCACAUACAUACAUAUUGGAUGAUAAAGCUAAGUUUGGUGUCUUCUUCAUUACUUUUUUUCUAUAUACCUACUUAAUUGUACAGCGUCACCUCGAUUUUGAUGAUAUGUGCUCUACGUAACAACACCCGGGUUUAAAACACUGCAAGUGUACUAUUCAUGAUUGUUAUUUAUAAUUUGUUUUCGAGAGAUAUAAAGGCGAUUCAGCUCGACAGUAAUAUCAAUAUCCUAUACUUAAUUUCUUGUGCAUAUAUUAGUAUUUAUCAAAUAAUUUAUAUUAUAGUACCUUGAAACAGUAACUAGACAUUAUGAAUAUGUAACAUUAGGCUUUCUCUCAGACCCAAUGAAUGAUUCAUAAGUAGGUACCUAAUUAGACUCCGGUAUGUUUCUGCCGAUAGGGUAUCUUAGACUCUUACCGUCAUUUUCAAAGGUUUCCUUAUCACUUAUCAUGGUUUUGUGUUGAAAAUUACGCUGAUAGUACAUAUACCUAUAUUGUAAAUAAAUAUCUAUUUGAAUGAAAAUGAAAACCUGUUAAGGCGGGGUAAUGUAUGCAAAAUCUAAAGAAGUUGUUUUGUUUUAUGUGGGUGGAUUUUAUGUUGAAAUUUUUAGACUGCCAUAAGAUGUUAAGAUCGAAAGAUUUAUGAAAAGAAUUUGAGUUCUUUUAGACUGAGUCGUCGGUUACAUUACGUAAGUGGAUUUUAACCUUGAGUGUAAAAAAAUCUGUGAUAUUAUUUUGUAACUAUCAACAAUUGGACGUUAUUUUAGAAGAAAUGUACUGGAUAUCCUAUAUACCUAUAAUAAUAAAUUCCCAUAUUCAUAAAUCUUGACAAGCUUCAAUUAGAAAAUUUAUGUUUAUCUUUUUCUUACAAAUACAUAAGACAAAACGAGAGACUAAGCCCCCAUUCGCACGACAGCUUUUUCAACGCGCGUUAAAAAAGCGCUUGAAUCUGUCCGCACUCUAAUUUCGACUUAACGUCCAAGGCUUAAAGUCGAAAAUCCAACAACGCUUGAUAAAAAGCGCCACCGCUGUCGUGUGAAUAAAUACACACGUAUCCAUUUGUGUCAUUCAAACGCUUUUUUAACGCGCGUUGAAAAAGCUGUCGUGUGAAUGGGGGCUUACGAUUACGACAAAGACAAACGAUUAAUAACUAAUUGAGGCUUGUAGCGCGUUUAUAAAUAACGCCUAAGGUCAUCACAAUUUCAACCUUCUGUCAAAAAGUCAUCCAGCAUGUAUUUUCGCUAAACAACGUCUAAUUAUAUACUUAUGUGUACUUUACUUAAUAGAUAUAAUAUGUAUAAAUAAUGGCCAAUAAGCAAUUAUACCUAAGAUUUUUACGUAAAUACAUCGGGGGUUCCCAACCUUUUUUGAAUAGGUAUUAUCACAACAGUCUCGGCUAUCGUCUUUUCGAUUUUGUGGAGGUAAAAAACCGAAAAAUCUCGGGAUUUCUUGGAAAAGCUUCCCCCGUCCACAUUACCCUCCAGCUGUGCACUCUUCCCGUUUCCAAUGGUUGGGAACUCCUGACGUACAGUGAUACGCAGAAUAGUUGAACAUUUUAGUACCUUAUAUUUCUAACCACUGUAGCAAAGAUAUACCUACUAAUUAUAAUAAUUUUGAAAGAAAUACUACAGUAUUAGUAGUAUUACAGUACCGUGUCUUUUGUCAAUAUCAGACUAGGUGCUAAAAUGUUUAGCUAUUAAGCUAGUAAUGUCUUAGGUACAGUCGGCAAAACUAUUAGCUUAUCAUCCCUGCAUACAAACUCACUGAUGACUUGAUGAGCGAAUAGUUUUGCCGAUUGCACUUUGCGGGGUGGGGCUGUUGUCUGAAACUCAAACACAAACAGCUGUAGGUACUUACUCCUCGUAUUAUCUACAAAAACUAGUCAAUAUAAAAAACACAUAUUUAAUACCUAGCGUUGAAAAUGUCGGAAAAAAUCAAAUGAUUUUUUCGGAAAUUUAUGAAAUUUUCGUUUUUUUUCCGUUUUUUUCGGAUUUUUAAAGAAAAAAACCAAUAAGUCAUUACAAUGACAAUUCGUCAUUACGAAUGUGUCAUUACACAACUUUGACAACUGAACUGAACUGACACCGAUCCGAUGUCAAUGGCAAAGUAAGUCUAUAAUCAUUCACCUACUCACCAGUAUUAAAAAAAAAUAACCGAUUGAAACCUGUUUAAAAAGUUUGUUUUUUUUUUCAUUUUUUUUCGGAAAAAUUGAAGCGGUAAAUCUCAUGGUUUUUUCCGUAAAAAUCCGAAAAAAACGAGCCGUUUGGAAAGAAACGGGAUUUUUCCGGAAAUUUUCAACGCUAAUAAUACCUGUAGUUUUCCUGAUCUAUGCAAUUGUUUUUAAAUAUUUACUUAUGUUAUAUUAAAAUUUUAAUAGGCGCAGAUGGACGUAAUAGUUUGCUUUAAAUAAUCUCCGUUUAUUUAUAAGCGAAAUGAAAAAUAUUAUAAUAGCAAUUUUAACAGUUGACGGUACGUAUUAUGCGGUAACUUUCCAUUAGUAAUAAAAUUCUAUAAGCGUCACGCAGUUAAUUUAUGUUUUAGCUACACUUUUCUUACAAAUACAUUACUUUGUCAAAAACAAUACACUCCUUUUUUGGGCAGUCGUGUAAAAAUACAGAUUAAAGGGCGUUGCACCAACCAUAAUUAACAGAUUGAUCAACAUCACGCAGCAGAGAACUAUGAAAGUUCCCAUACAAUUAAAUAUCGCGAAUGAUUUACCUAACUGUGACAGACGUUUUGGUGCAACCGAAUCUAAGACGAGCGAUUAAUAUCUAAUAGAAUAGAGGGUUGCAGCACUUGUAGCACAAUAAUGAAUAACGCUAUCUGUAUUCAAGAACUAACGUAUAAAUUGACACCUUUUCCAAUCACAAACGUACCUAUAUGGCACCGUACAGCGCCAUCUACCUACCUACUAUAGUUGUCAAAAUCUUUACUCGUCUCCAUUCCUUUGUGUAAGUCCUGAGUUGAGCUCGAGUUGAGCGUGCACGGGGCGGGGCGUGCGGCGUGCAUGUUAAACAAAUGCAAACGUAUAGGAGCGGUCUUAGUGCACGCUGCUCAAAUCACUUGUGAGCCCGACGCCACGCUGCACGCCCCGCCGAACGCUUCGCUUCGAGCGUCCACUCAGGCCUUACAGUCUCCAGUCUAUACCGAGAGCAGACAACAUGCUUGCCCCAAGUUGUGUGAAUGUAUCCCUGUCAUUGGCGUUAAUUAGGUUAUUUUAAAUGUACAUACAUUGCAGACUGAUUUUAGAAGGUUUGAACACUAAGUUCAGACAAUUACCUUGUCAGAUAAGAGUUAAUAAAACUACACUCAUGAAAA